GGUGGCAGGCUGCUUCCGACCCCAGGGCAAAAUUGGUCGCUGGGGAGUUGGAAAGCGGAUGUCGAUCAACCCGGGAGCCUCGUCAACAAUGCUUACUUUCGUCAUUGUUAAAGAGAUCAACGACCUGCUCAACGACCGGUAACGGAAGAUUCACACUACAAUACAGAUUCCCGCCGUACUUCCCUCUGCAUUUGCAGCUGUGGCGGCAUAGCAUGGAACGACAAUCGCUUGCGGUCUCAUGGUGCACUCGAAGUGAAACAGUUGCGUACUACCACAUGCAUGACUCGUCGCUUGGGAUUUCCACGGCGUAGUGACAGAUGUCAAGGCAUGGGCAAAUGUCCUUGGGAUGGACUUUGUCCCAAUUCGCAUACCCCCUGGGCGAGGUUCUGGUCUGAAUAGGAAGCUGCGCGGACCUCGAUGGGUGGACGGGAGGCCACGAAGCGUUUCACAAAUGCCAGAUCAGAUACUAGUCGAAGGUGCAGGCUCCAGAUGAUUCUGUGUUGUAGAGAAAAUUCGUCAAAGCUGCCCCAGAAUGACGAGGUGGCAGCUCCACUUGAUCUGGGUGGAGUGCAAGCCCAUCCAUCUUUGUCUCGGACGUGCCACCCGGCUUUUUGGUGUCAAACCAAGGUAGUGAAGCACAAACACAACACUCAUACUGAAUGAGACCUUGAGCUUGUGGUAAACUCAGCCCCUAGAUGGAGACAUUGGUAUAGUCUGGGAGUAUCUGCCAUAUGCCACGCCGCAUUACUCUCACCUUGUUCAAGUCGUGGAUAAAGUGCAGUGAGUGCAUGGUUCAAGGCUGACUGCCAAGACCUCCAGCCUCGUGGUGAUGAUUAGUAAGAGAACGAGGCUCAGGCUGCUCGUUUAGCAGUAGGAAACAACUUACCACUACGGAGACAGACCAAUAAGUUCACUUGAAGAAGAGAAUAUCUCGAAGAGACAGAAACAGAGGGAAAGAAGAAGUGACUUUUUACCUACCCUACCACUUAUCACUAUUUCGGGGCGACGUUGGUACAUACCUAAGUACAUACGCAUCGUCCACGAGUACCAACACCCACGUCCGGCUGGCAGGGGUAAGUUGACAUGACAUUUGGGAGAGAUUUUUUGUCGUGUGUUCUUGGGAAACGUUCUUCACAUGAUUAGCACCUCGGGACACUCUCAGAUACUGGAGCUAUCUUCUCGAUUUCCUUACGGCCCGGUGUCGAACAAGCCCUUGCUAGCAUUGAAACGCCUAUCAGAACUCUCAUCCAUAUAUUUCUGGCUUGAUAAAACAGUCGGGUGCGUUGGCAACGGACGAAUGAGAUGUGAUCAUCUGGCAUGGGAGGAGUAAAAUCCGUGAUUGAAAUGGCACAGCCAUGUCAAGCCAGAACAACUUUCAUGGGCUUCUUGAACGGGAAUCUGAAAUCUUCAACCUCUCGGUCUAGGUCCAUGUGGUUGGCAUACAGCAUCGUGCCGGGUACCACAUGGUCCUGCCAUGCGCUCAAUCCGGCGAUACUUAGAUUUUACUAGUAAAUCAGUUUAUCCUUCCGGACUUUCCGCUUUGAAUGUUGAUCAUUAGCCCAUCGAUGACCACAGCGUGGACGCAAAUCAUGAUGUGGUAAGACGUAUGAUGCUGCUGGAGGUUAUCUCCCAAGCGAUCAAGAAGAGCAGGUGUAGGAUGUGAGAUCAGCAGACCUUACUGACUGUAGCCACUUAGCUGAGGUCUACUUCAGUUGUUGACCCUUGACAACAACAGGUAUCAAACGCUCGUCUGAUCAAAGCGGCAGAUAUCAUGGUGGCUGCUCAGAUUGAAGCGGCGGGAUCCGGCUUCCACCCUUGAGUCUCACGUGACGCCAAGCGAAUUGCUUGAGAAAUCCAAUCGCGAUUGAACUUCAAGUUAACUGACAACUUCAAUUGAACUUGAAGCUCGACUUCAGGCCGCAGUCUGGAGUCUAUCUGCAGACUUGAGCUGCUACCACAUAUACUGCUCCGUUCAGGAUGGAGCAUGUGUGCGCGAGAUGCGCGAGGCUCAGUCUCCGGCCGGCGUCAAGGAACGCCUCGAUUUCGCAUCUCAUCAACGGAAGGGGAUUCUCAACGGCCCGGAGUCUUCUUGCUGAAGGCGAUCAGAAGCCUUCCGGAAACUCGGCUUCGAAAUCCUCAGCUUCGGGCUCAGGUUCAGGUUCGCCAAGUGUGGUGAUUCGAAAAACCCCAGUUCGAUCUGGCACCGCCGCCGCUUCUGCAGGUGCAGGCGCUGCCAGGAGACCGCCGCCCGGUCCUAUCCUUCGCCGGACAGGAGCUCAGCGCACUGGCAGUGCACAGAACUCUCCUGCCUCUACCGGUACCCGUACUCCCAGCAUUGCCGGUCAGCAGCAACAAUCAAGGGCGCCUGCGCCAGGACUACUUCUGCGGAGAUCAGGCCCGCCUCGGUCCACGGGCGCUGGAAGAGCAGGACAACAACCGCAACAACAGCAGCCGGGGUCGUAUGGCGCAAGGAGAGGUCUUGGUCAGCCCCAAGGCCAAGGAGCACAACAGUACCAGCGUCGUCAAGGAGCGCAAGCACAAGAACAAGGACGAGGCGCCGGCGGCAGACCGAUCAAUCGCACCGAUCGCCGCAUUCAACGAGCCGAGCGACGCGAAGUAAGCAAGGCGGCCGAGGAGGAGGAUGAAGAUGAUGCCGAUCUUUUGUCCAUCGACGACCAAAUCAACGCGUACAUCAAGACCAACAUUGACCGUCCCGUCAACCCGACUGAAGAGAUCCCCCAUGUACCCGGACAAGAGUUGUCAGUUGAUACUCUCCGGGCUGACUGGCCCAACACCCCGCUCUCGGGCACCGGGUUGACCGAGUCCGUGCAGCAACGCAUCGAGUGGCUUGCCCAUCGCAUUCCGCACGGGUACCAGACACCCAUGCAGCUCGCCGAGCGGUACUACAAAGGCUAUUUGACACGGUUUGAGUCCGAGGAGGAGAAGAAGGAGGUGCUGGCCCUCGCGGCCGAAAUCGCUCGCAAGCGUGCCGACGAGAUCACAGAGAAGAAAAACGUCGAGGCGCAUCCCAAGGACAUGACGUUUGAUGAUGUCGCCUCCAGAGCUGCCGAGCGCCAGGCUCUCGCCGAGACGUACGUCAAAGGCAAAUACCCCGAACCGGAAAAGCAAAAGAUGCCUUUCCUGGACCAGAUUGUGCGCAACCUGAACAACAACGACACUUAUAACGGUUUGCAAUCGGAGCAGUUCAUGCAGACUGUCCACAAGCUGAUGGCCACGCAAGCGCCUCGGUCUCAGAAGAGGACAUAGGGGUGCGGUACCAUCGUGCAUUGAGCGUGGAACUUUCGUUUGCGAUUGAGGGGGAACAGAGUUAUAUUCCAAGUUAACCUAGCUGAACGGACAAACAAAUACUUUUGUACAAAAUUGAGGCCCUAGCAGAUCCAAUCCACCAAGUACUAUCUUCCCUUCAAUCUUGAAAGAUGGACCACUUCCUUGCAAUGGACGCCUGCUGCUGACUGACACUUGAACGAAUGCACUUUUUGCUCUAAGAACACCAAGGUUCGAUCCCAUCCCCUUACUCCUUUCUAAUGGAAGGUAUGCAAGAACGUGUCUUCUCUCCCACGAUAAUGCUUUCCUGAGGCGGUCAAGCAAGGUGUUCCUCUUCUUCCUCUUCUCAGCUGGCUGUGAUCUUCAUCAGCCGUCAAGUCUCAUCAUAAAGACAGCUUAUCGAGCAUCUCUUGGGCAAUCACAUCCCGGCACAACGGACAGCCCGGCUGUUCCAGCUCGAUCAGCCAUUUAACCAGACACCCCUUGUGGAACUGAUGCCUGCACGGCAGGUCAUAGAUCCAUUCAGCGUCCCCGAUGCGAUCAAUCUGACAAAUGGCACAGUCGUGGCCCUCGACUUCACGGGCGCUUGCGCUGGUGCUAUCACAUUGAGCGCGCGCGAACGGACGAAGCCGACAGAUCCCCAAGAUUCCCUCUUCCUGUGCAAAGUGAUAUACUUCAUGGACGUCCAGGAACCGAUAUUGCUCCAGCAGAAACAGACACAAAAAGUACAUGGCGGCGGUAGCAGGCGAGAACUCGGACACUGAAACUCGGCCUCCAUUUUUGAUGCUGUUAAAGUCAACCUGGAGCAGGUCUCGAUCGCUGUCCACGGCUACAGCAGGGAGAAUGCGUAGGACAUGCAACUAGAGCGCCCACGUUACAAUCGAAGCCAUGGGCAGGACGUCGGAAGUGGCGGUCUCGCCGGGCGUGUAGCUUGAUUUGAUCUUCGCAACCUUGAUGACAUCCACGGCCGUGUGGCUGUCGAGUCGUCCCAUAUCGAGCAGGGCAAGGGCGCUGAGGACGGGUGCAAUGUUGGCUAGUUUGAGGCACAUCUGUGUAUCAAGCCCUAAUCGGCGGUCUGCCUCUGACGGCAUGGCCAUUUUCCUGCAAAUUAGCUGGACUUUGAGCUCGAGCAUGGUAUAGCUGACGGCGAGGGCGUGGUCGUCCAUAUUGUUGAUGUGUGCUGUGAUUCCUGGCGCCACAGAGAAUUGUCUCAUAUCCUCAUGGUAGUAUAAGAUUGACAACUCAUCUGAGGAUGGAGAGUCCAUUUUGCUGCUGUUUUGUACCGUCGGGGAAGCGAUUUUGCAAGGAAGAUUUGACAUUGUUACAGCAGUGAGAACCACUAACAGGUUGGGACGAAUGAUCAAUAUCUUUCAAUGUGUCCUUUUUGUAUGUAUAACGAAGGUAUCUUGCA
Messenger RNA from Exophiala dermatitidis NIH/UT8656, 4696 nucleotides. RefSeq lists its product as uncharacterized. Bases 1978 to 3267 code for a protein of 429 amino acids. Lineage: Eukaryota; Fungi; Ascomycota; Eurotiomycetes; Chaetothyriales; Herpotrichiellaceae. The transcript has 5 exons. The record is from RefSeq and is a predicted model, not a curated record.